AUGAGUGACUUCCAGGCCAUUGCGGUGGAAUUCGUUAAGCACUACUACAACACUUUUGAUACUGACCGCGCGAGCCUUGUUGGUCUUUAUCGCGACAACUCCAUGCUCACCUUCCAGGGGAGCCAGCACCUCGGUGCCGCUAGCAUCGCCGAGAAGCUUGUGAGCCUGCCGUUCCAGAAGGUCCAGCACCACUACAACCCGCCCGAUGCUCAGCCCACCGCUAAUGGUAUCAUUGUGCUCGUCACCGGGCAGCUUGCGGUUGAUGGUGAUGCGGAUCGCCCCCUGGGCUUCUCCCAGGCCUUCCAUCUCGUCCAGGACCCUGCUGGCCAGUGGUUCGUCUACAACGACAUUUUCAACCUGGUUGUUGUCUAG
Messenger RNA from Thermochaetoides thermophila DSM 1495, 372 nucleotides. RefSeq lists its product as uncharacterized. Bases 1 to 372 code for a protein of 123 amino acids. Gene Ontology annotation, biological process: protein import into nucleus. Lineage: Eukaryota; Fungi; Ascomycota; Sordariomycetes; Sordariales; Chaetomiaceae. The record is from RefSeq and is a predicted model, not a curated record. The transcript is spliced from 6 exons. Gene Ontology annotation, cellular component: nuclear pore central transport channel.